This is a messenger RNA of Juglans microcarpa x Juglans regia, 732 nucleotides long. RefSeq names its product transmembrane protein 256 homolog. The record is from RefSeq and is a predicted model, not a curated record. NCBI's taxonomy places the organism in Eukaryota, Viridiplantae, Streptophyta, Magnoliopsida, Fagales, Juglandaceae. The coding region runs from base 32 to 457 and encodes 141 amino acids. The transcript has 5 exons.
AAACUUGUGCUGGAGAACGCAAAAGCCGUCCAUGAGGCUGCGGCAUGAACCCCAACGAGACAGGAAAACCCUAAGAGAGGCAAAGCAAACUAACCGAGUGGAGAAGAAGAAGAAUAAUCUAAUGAAUCCUCAACUCUGGCACAAAGUUGCUGCCCUCUCCGGAGUGGCAGCUCUUGGUUUGGGCACAUAUGGUGCUCAUGUCUUCAAGCCCGCCAACCCAACUUACAAAGAGGUUUGGCAUACAGCUUCUCUAUACCACUUGGUUCACACUGCGGCUUUGGUUUCUGCCCCUAUUACCAAAAACCCCAACAUCUUUGGAGGGCUUUUGACAACCGGAAUUAUUGCAUUCUCUGGGACGUGUUACGUCGUUGCAUUCCUUGAGGACAGAAAGUAUUCUACCUUAGCUCCAUUUGGAGGCUUUGCAUUUAUUGCUGCUUGGGCCAGCCUGCUUUUCUAAGAAUUCAAUCUCAUAUGAUAUGAUAGCUCAAAAUGCUGCACUUGUAAUAUCUUGUGUCUAUGCUGGAAUCUGGGAGAACAAAACUUUGACAUGCUCUUUUUCUUCGGAUUUGAUGCUUACUGGAGGACUUAAAUCUCGUACACCUCUCCCAUAAUUGUUUUUCUAAUGCUUUUUGAUGUAUAGGUCAAUGUACUUCUUCUGUUACUUAGUUGCUAUUUGAUAUCUUGUAUUUCAACAAUGGAGUUAUAUUAAUGUGAUGGAAAAAUUACACUUUA